CACCCACAGCCAUGACUCCCUUAUCUCUCAUUUUGGGCACCAUAGGCUUAGCCAUUUUUGUCUAUUUCCUUCUCAACCUGCGGACCCACCGCCGCUGUCUCCGCCUCCCUCCAGGCCCAAAACCAUGGCCCAUCAUCGGGAACUUGCCCCACAUGGGCCCUAUGCCUCACCACUCCCUGGCAGCCAUGGCUCGUACCUAUGGGCCUCUCAUGCACCUCCGGCUCGGCUUCGUUGACGUGGUUGUGGCGGCGUCGGCGUCCGUGGCGUCCCAGUUCUUGAAGACCCAUGAUACGAAUUUCUCGAGCCGGCCGCCCAAUGCAGGUGCCAAGUAUAUAGCGUACAAUUAUCAGGACCUCGUGUUCGCGCCGUACGGCGAGCGGUGGCGCAUGCUUAGGAAGAUCAGCUCCGUUCAUCUCUUCUCCGGCAAGGCCUUGGAUGAAUUCAGACACGUGCGCCAGGAGGAGGUGGCAGUGCUAACUGGUGCCGUAGCGAAUGCAAGCCAGAAGCCAGUCAACUUGGGACAAUUGCUCAACAUGUGUACAGCGAACACCCUAGGGCGGGUGAUGAUAGGGCGAAGGGUGUUCGGUGAUGGAAGUGGCAGCGGCGAUGCUAAGGCGGAUGAGUUCAAAUCAAUGGUGGUAGAGGUGAUGGUGCUGGCUGGAGUGUUCAACAUCGGUGACUUUAUCCCCGCUUUGGAGUGGUUGGACUUACAGGGGGUAGCAGCUAAGAUGAAGAACCUCCACAAGAGGUUUGACACGUUUUUGACCGGAAUUGUUGAGGAGCAUAAAAAGAUCUACGGUGGUGGGCAGCACAUGCUGAGUACGUUGAUAUCGUUGAAGGAGAAUGCUGAUGGUGAGGGAGGGAAGCUCACAGACACAGAGAUCAAAGCUUUGCUUUUGAAUAUGUUCACGGCAGGGACCGACACAUCAUCUAGCACAGUAGAAUGGGCCAUAGCCGAACUCAUUCGACACCCCAAGAUCCUGGCUCAAGUCCAACAAGAGCUUGACUCGAUUGUGGGCCAAGAUCGGCUUGUAAGCGAAUUGGACCUACCCCAAUUGACCUACCUCCAUGCCGUGGUCAAGGAAACCUUUCGGCUCCACCCAUCAACACCGCUCUCCUUGCCACGAAUGGCGGCCGAAAGUUGCGAAAUCAACGGCUACCACAUUCCAAAGGGCUCCACACUUUUGGUCAAUGUAUGGGCCAUUGCUCGUGAUCCAGACCAAUGGCCCAACCCGCUGGAAUUUAGGCCCGAGCGCUUCCUAGAGGGUAGCGAAAAGGCCAAUGUUGAUGUUAAGGGAAAUGAUUUUGAAGUGAUACCAUUUGGUGCUGGGCGUAGAAUAUGUGCCGGGAUGAGCUUAGGGUUACGAAUGGUUCAUUUCCUAACUGCGUCCUUAGUCCAUGCAUUUGAUUGGGACCUGCCCGAUGGGUUGAUGCCCAAGCAGCUGAACAUGGAUGAAGCAUAUGGGCUCACCUUACAACGAGCCAAGCCCUUAGUGGUGCACCCUCGACCGAGGUUGUCUCCACAUGUUUAUCGAUCGAGCACCGUCUUGAAAUGAUUUACAACAAAACAUUUGUAUGUUUUGAAUGAUGCACUAUUUGGGUGAUAGGGUGGUUAUUUUGCCACAAAUAGAGCCACCAAGAUGUAUUUAUCUUAGUUUUCAAUAAGGGAUACUUUAG
Corylus avellana is the source of this 1677-nucleotide messenger RNA. Its product is annotated as flavonoid 3'-monooxygenase-like. Gene Ontology annotation, molecular function: iron ion binding; oxidoreductase activity, acting on paired donors, with incorporation or reduction of molecular oxygen; monooxygenase activity. The record is from RefSeq and is a predicted model, not a curated record. Lineage: Eukaryota; Viridiplantae; Streptophyta; Magnoliopsida; Fagales; Betulaceae.